AUGACUACCUAUAAGUUGUAUGAUAUUUCUAAAGUCCGCAGGGAUGAACCGAUACGAUGGGAGCUUUAUCUCAUAUCUCCUGAUCCGGCAUGCUUCAAUUUCACGAGGAAUUCGGCCAAGGACGUCCCAGGUUUGCAGAUGUGCCCCUCUCCAAGAGCACAAGGCGACGAGUGGGGGAAAAUUGGUUCUACGAAUGAGCAACUUCGCAAGGGGCGACGUGGCGGUGGAACAUUCGACGACCUCCAGCAGUAUUCUUGGAGUCCGCUGAUAUGGGGAUACUGCAACAGUGACAACAAAGAGCUGCAUUGCGGAGGAAGCUUUGCUCGAAACGGACAGGCUCAGCGCUACAUAACCUCGCUGUUCAUGACGCCAGACAACGGAAUCACAACGACCUUCAGCAAACGUUUCCAUAUCAUUGCCAUUGGGGGGGGCCCGUAA
This is a messenger RNA of Histoplasma capsulatum G186AR, 438 nucleotides long. RefSeq lists its product as uncharacterized. The record is from RefSeq and is a predicted model, not a curated record. Bases 1 to 438 code for a protein of 145 amino acids. The transcript has a single exon. Lineage: Eukaryota; Fungi; Ascomycota; Eurotiomycetes; Onygenales; Ajellomycetaceae.